Messenger RNA from Styela clava, 1173 nucleotides. RefSeq lists its product as uncharacterized. The record is from RefSeq and is a predicted model, not a curated record. Lineage: Eukaryota; Metazoa; Chordata; Ascidiacea; Stolidobranchia; Styelidae.
CCGUAUUUAGUGUCACCAAAUUUCAAACUACCAAUAUGAAAGUUAUUUGUGCCGGAUUUUCUAAAACUGGCACGAAGUCAAUGAAUAGGGCUUUGACUGUGUUAGGUUACAAGGUGUUUGACUAUAUUGAAAAUAUUGAAGAGCAUGGAGAUAACUGGGUAAAAAUAGCUAAAAACGAAGCUGGACUGGACCUGCUUAAAACUAUGUUUAAAGACAUUGAUGCUGGAACUGACCUACCUAUAUAUUGUUUCUGGGAGGAACUAUUACAAGCUUUUCCGGACGCCAAGGUCAUUCUAAUGGUUAGAGACAAUGAAGAUCAGUUCUGCGCAAGCAUGAUCGGUCAAAUUGAAAAUAACCAAGCGCUUAUUGGAGUUUUAUGUCAAAUACUUUCUCCAUCAUACCGCAAACUUAUGAAAAUGAAUAAAUUGCUUGCUGAACCAGGUUUUGGAUAUCUACCAGAAAAAACUUUUCAGAUUGGAUACAAAAUUAACGAGUUAUGUUUGAAACAGGCAUACAGACGACACAAUGCUUUUGUACAGGAGUGUUGUCCAAAAGAUCGCCUGUUGGUAUUCAACUGCAAAGAAGGAUGGGACCCUUUAUGCAAGUUUCUCAAUCUUCCGGUUCCUAGCGAACCAUUUCCCCAUAAAAAUAUCAAAGGCGAAAUGGCCAAAGAUAUAGUAGAAAUGAAAACUUUUAGGAAGAUAAAAGCCGAAGUUUUCUUAUCUUCUAUUUCAUUGGUUUUUAUGUUUGGCCUCGGAUCCUACUGGAGUUACCGAAAGUUUAUAAGAUUUUGAAGUGAUAAUAUAUAUAUAUAUAUAUAUAUAUAUAUACUUAAUUAAACCAGUGAUUGUUUCCGAUUUACCGCAAAAUUCAUCACAGUUUAUUGUAAUUUAGUAAAAAAUGAGACGGCAUUGACGACGCGAGUAAUUGGUCAAAUUACCAUUAAAUAUUUCGCGAAGGAGAUAUUUCAUUAAAUGAAAUUAAUUUGAAUCAAUAAACUACUGAUAUAUAAAAAAAUGUUUUAUAUCUUUUGAAAAAGAUACUUCAAGUGUAUAUGGUUGAUUAUAUCAUUAGAGUAGCGUGUAUUCGACUGCUGCUGCUUUUUCUCUGCCUUCGCAUUAGUUGAUCCAUAUACAGCAAGGAAACUGCAACAAGAAUCAAAAUGGUCGCUCA